Molecule: messenger RNA, 2615 nt
Organism: Astyanax mexicanus (Mexican tetra)
Lineage: Eukaryota; Metazoa; Chordata; Actinopteri; Characiformes; Acestrorhamphidae
Gene: mkrn1
Product: makorin, ring finger protein, 1
Exons: 8
Coding region: 82-1422 (446 amino acids)
Biological process (GO): protein polyubiquitination
Molecular function (GO): metal ion binding; ubiquitin protein ligase activity
Source: RefSeq, a predicted model, not a curated record
CUGCUCUUGUUGCCGAGGAGCCUCCGCUCCAGCGCGCGGCUCGCCGGAACAUCCGGCUGCUGGGCUUCAACAUAAACAGCAAUGGCGGAGGCAGCGGCGGCACCUACAGCGGCUCCAACAACGGCGGGAGGCUGGACGAAGCACGUAACUUGCAGGUAUUUCAUGCAUGGUCUUUGCAAAGAGGGGGACAACUGUCGAUACUCUCAUGAUCAAAGCAGCAGCAAGCCAGCCAUGAUCUGCAAAUUCUUUCAGAAAGGUUGCUGUGCGUUUGGUGAUCGUUGCAGGUAUGAACACACCAAACCAGCCAAGCAAGAGGAACUCCCUGGCUCCAUGCCUUCUGCGCCGCUUCCCGCUGCCCUCCUUGCCGUUGCUGGUGCCCCUGACUCCGUGCCCAGUGGGCCAGGUGGCACAAGCGAUGCCCAGGAAAGGCCCCACAGCUCCGGGGCAGUGGACUGGGUCAAUGCCGCCGAGUUUGUGCCUGGCCAGCCCUACUGUGGGAGGGCAGACACUCUUGCGGAGGGUCCUGGACCUCUCAUCGAGGACGAAUAUGAGAAGGAACAAGCCGACAAGGAGCUGAAGAAGCAGCUGUGCCCGUAUGCCGCCGUGGGCGAGUGCCGCUAUGGUCUCAACUGUGCCUAUCUCCAUGGCGAUGCGUGUGAUAUGUGUGGCCUGCAGGUGCUCCAUCCGUCCGACACUGCUCAGCGCUCUCAGCACAUCAGGGCAUGCAUUGAGGCUCAUGAGAAAGACAUGGAGAUUUCAUUCGCCAUCCAGCGCAGUAAGGACAUGAUGUGCGGCGUGUGCAUGGAGGUGGUGUUCGAGAAGGCCAACCCCAGCGAGCGCCGCUUUGGCAUCCUGUCAAACUGCAGCCACUGCUACUGCCUCAAGUGCAUCCGCAAGUGGAGGAGUGCCAAGCAGUUUGAGAGCAAGAUCAUUAAGUCCUGCCCAGAGUGUCGCAUUACGUCCAAUUUUGUCAUCCCAAGUGAAUACUGGGUGGAAGACAAAGAGGAAAAGCAGAAUCUCAUCCAGAAAUACAAGGAUGGCAUGGGGACUAAACCAUGCCGGUAUUUUGAUGAGGGCCGUGGAACAUGUCCGUUUGGAGCCAACUGCUUCUACAAGCAUGCUUUCCCUGACGGACACCUGGAGGAGGCUCAGCCUCAGAACCAGAACCAGUCUCAACGGCGGCAAAACGGCUCCAAUGGGAGGAACAGGAACUCGAGGCGCACGCCGCUGUGGGACAUGUUCGACGAGCGGGAGAGCAGCGACUCCUUGGAUAACGACGACGAGGAGAUGGUGACGUUCGAGCUGAGCGAGAUGCUUCUCAUGCUCCUGGCCGCGGGGACCGACGACGACGUCACCGACUCUGAAGACGAGUGGGACUUGUUUCACGAAGAGUUGGACGAUUACUACGAGCUCUACCUAUAGCAGCCCUAUUUUACUGCUUCUUUUCCUGUCCCCCCCUCACUAAUCUUCCAUGCACCUAUCAAUUACGCCCCUCCCCUCUUCCCCUUAAUAGAAACUAGACUGGACUGUCUCGUGUGAGUGAUGGGCAGUAGCGUCUUUUUCCCCCCCAUGUGUUGUGGCAGUGCCUUUCAGCAGGCCAUUAAAAUGAUAAGUUCAGUUCAAAGUGAAAUGAAAUAUAUAUGCAUAUAUGAUAAAAGACCAGACAAAAGAAAAAAGGAGAAAAAAGCAACCGAAAAAAAAAAAAGAAACAGGUCUGUGCGCUUGUGCUAAAACCUUUUCUAGAAAACCUCCUCUGUUCUGUGAGUCUGUCUGUGUUCACUUUAUGUACUGAUAAAAAAUACAAAACAAUUUAAAAAUGACAAAGACACUAAGUUAUACAUUUAAAAAAUUGGAUUAUCGCUAAUAAAUCCUAAUGGUUUUAUUCUGAAUUAUAGGUUUGACUUAUCAUCUACCCAGGUAUAUGGUCCCACUUAAGCGGGACUCUGAGCAUACAGCAGCUUUGUAAGACUUCACUGUAACUGGUGGUGGCUGUAAUGCUUUCUGGAUUAUUCCUCUAUUCAUGCACUGACUUUGAUAGGGUGGGUGGCAGAGGUGAGCUUCCUUGAUGUCAAAUGCACACAUGCACUCUUAACGUUCAUAAAGACAAUUCAUGUCACUGAACAUUUAAUGUUUUGUUUCUCUGUAUCUAUUUCUCUCUCUCUUUCUUUCUCUCUAAUUGGCCUGGAGGUCAGUUUUUAAUGUACCUGAACCGUACAGGUUCAGCAGCACCUGUGGUAUCAAAUGGCAAGUCUCUCCUAAGAACUGCGUGUAGCGAUACCUUUGUGAAAUUGGACUCCCGAAAGCAGACUUAAAUGCAUACGAUUACGAAGCUCAGUGGUUCAUCACUUUAACUGUCUAUUCAAUUGUAGAUUUCUGUUUUGCUUCAGUAUUGCAAUUUAAGCUCGGCUGUCAGUAGCCAAUCCACAAAAACCCAGUUGUUUAUUCGGUUCUUGUCGAACUUGGUUGAAUUGCAUAUGUUUAUACUGAAAUGUGCUUGUUUUCUAUGGUCCAGAACCAUCCAACAUAACUUGAAAAUUAAAGUUUAUUAUCAAAGUAUCAUAGUUUAUCUUUUACAUUUGUCCUCACGAAAUAAAAACAUUUUCAUAAUACAGUAA